Messenger RNA from Drosophila elegans, 393 nucleotides. RefSeq lists its product as uncharacterized. The record is from RefSeq and is a predicted model, not a curated record. Lineage: Eukaryota; Metazoa; Arthropoda; Insecta; Diptera; Drosophilidae. The coding region runs from base 111 to 329 and encodes 72 amino acids. The transcript is spliced from 2 exons.
CAGAUAGUAUUUUGGGGAAUUAAUUAAAAAACAUCCAAAAGGCCAAGCGGGUGGCAAUAAAAAGACCUAGACGUCAACGGUCGGUCAACAGUUUCAGACGCGCCACCAACAUGAAAUACUUCAACCUGCUGCUCAGCCUCUGCCUGGUGUUCAUGCUGUGCUCCUCGUGGGUCGCGGCCUUCUCCAGCCUUGCCACUCCGAACCCAACCCCGCCGACUGGUGCUCCCGUCGACAACAACGCACCUAGCUCCGUCCAAGGACCUCCGACGGCCGAACCCACGAAUGCCACCCCAUUAAUGAGCACUAUCUAUCCCCUCUACGGUGCCUAGAGUCAUGGUCAAUUUAUGAAUUAAAAAUUCAACUGCAAUUAUAAUUAAAUACGUGUAAUCUUCA